AUGGCAUUCAAAAAUUUCUUAGUUAUUCUUUUAUUUUUCGUAUCAGUUUUAAAUGCCGAUUCACCAAAAAAUAUCAUUGAUACUAUUAAGGACCAACCAUCUUUGACAACAUUAUCUUAUUUAAUUUCUCAAGCUUCGGAAGAAGAUAUAGCAAUUUUAACUAAUAACAAUAAUUCCAUUACUUUAUUUGCUCCUAAUAAUGAUGCUAUUCAACUAGUUGAAAUUCAAUUUCUUAGUCAGCCUGAUACAUUGUUACAAACUGUUAAUUAUCAUUUAGUUAAUGGCUCAUUUUCCGACACUUCUUUAGGCGAACUUAAUUAUUUACCAACAUUUUUAAAUAGUACUAAAUGGGUACAAUUGGGUGGAAAACCGCAAUAUUUGGUGGUUACAAGGGAUAAAGAUAAUAAUAUUGAUGUUAAUUAUGGAAUGAAGAGUGUUAAUGCCCCAUCUAAAGUUAUCGGUUCUGGGAUUCAAACUUCUAAUGGUUAUAUUUAUAUAAUUGAUACAGUUUUACAAAUACCAAAAUCGCUUAAUGAAUCUCUCGUCGAUUCCGGGAAAUAUCCAAAUUUUCUAAAAUAUAUAUCAAAAAUUGAAUCAAUAAUUAAUAACUCUACAAAUGGUGUUACCAUCUUUUUACCUGAUGAUAAUUCAUUUGCCGCUACCAUUAAAGAUUACGAUGAUUCUAAAAUUACCGAUACUCUUAAUAAUCUUAUAAUUACUUCACCAAUUUAUCUUGGUAAUUUAACUGAUGGUCAAAAAAUUCAAACGUUGGGUAGUGAAGAAACUAUUAGUAUUAAGGAUGGAGUUUAUUAUGUUGGCAAUACCAAGAUUACUAUUUCUGAUAUAUUAAUAUCAAAUGGAGUUGUUCAUGUUACUGAAUAUGUUGUAGGUGCUGAUAAUGUUGCUGGAAAGAAUAAUAAUAGUUCUUCUAAUGAUGGUGAUUCAAUUAUGACUAAUCUAAUGUUUUCUCUUAUCUUGGUAUCUUUUACUAUUUUAUUUACUUUAUAA
Molecule: messenger RNA, 1008 nt
Organism: Diversispora eburnea
Lineage: Eukaryota; Fungi; Glomeromycota; Glomeromycetes; Diversisporales; Diversisporaceae
Source: the annotation of a GenBank genome assembly